Molecule: messenger RNA, 1250 nt
Organism: Gaeumannomyces tritici R3-111a-1
Lineage: Eukaryota; Fungi; Ascomycota; Sordariomycetes; Magnaporthales; Magnaporthaceae
Exons: 4
Coding region: 185-1003 (272 amino acids)
Source: RefSeq, a predicted model, not a curated record
CUUCUGAUAGGGAGAAGGAAGCAGCACGAACAUGCAUUACCGUGUAAUUGGCUGUCUUGCAACAGUCUGACCGGGCGUCCCAGCGGCGGCAGUUAUAGCGUCGCUACAGCUGCACUUUCGUACCGGCCGCCAUCUAAUGACCGCAAUCGUGAGCACUCCUGCCUCCGUUGAUAUUUGACCCGGCAUGGCUCCAGAAGUCGGCUUCGCAUAUGCCGCCAGGUGGAUCGCCGCCGACGGCGACGGCGAGGCGCUCGUAUUCCGAAAGUUCGACCGGCUCGCCGCCCGGAACCUGCUCUGCCUCCAGGCCCGCAUGCUGUCCUUGGAGAGGCGUAUUAGCGCGCUGGACGGCGCAGUACUGUCGGACCAAGGGCUAGCAUUGACCGAGAUCAUGUGUGACUGGGACCUGCUCAAGCAACACAGCGAAAGCCCCGACGGCCACGAAGUGGCCAAGAAGCAUAUGCUGGUGCUUGAAGAACUCCGAACGGCAAUCAAGGAAUACCAUGAAGCACUGGAUCUGCAGCACAAAAUCUCCGCGCUGAGCGCUCCGAACAAGAGGGUCGUCGGGGCCUACAGGGCCUUCCUCGAAAACACCCCCUGCCUCGGUGGCCCGUCGGGCCGGUUCCUAGACGCCCCGGACCUUGUGGCCAUCAAGAGCCCGGCCGACCAUGAUCCCCUGUCUGAGCUGUUGAGGCGGAUCUGGCCUGUCUCGACUGCAGGGCACUCCGAGACGGACGUCGAGGCAGGCAUCGGUCGUUUCCAGGAGAGGUCCAUCGUGCGAGCUGCCAACAUUGUCAGCAUUGUCCUGGCCAUGGCGUUGCUUGCCGGCUCCAUCGUGGGCCUCUCCUUUUAUAAGGAUCCCUAUGGCAGGAUCGGCAUCGUUGUCGGAUGCACGAUUGUGUUUGCCCUGAGUCUCGGUAUCAUUACAAAUGCGAGGCGUCCAGAAAUAUUUGCAGCCACAGCAGCAUACGCCGCCGUGCUGGUGGUAUUCAUCAGCACUCAGUGAAGGAAAGGAUAAGUUUUGAAGCAUUUCUAAAAAAAAAAAACCACCGCCCUGGUGUAUUUGACAUUCCAAACCGUCCGUGGUAAAUCUCUGCUAUAAUGAGACGAGAUGGAUAACGAGAAGCUAUAUUGAUACAUGUCCAUCUCGAUCUGCUUUUUCUGUUUUUACAACUUGGCCUUGGCGGUGGGCUGCGAGUUGAUCUCGGCGUACAUGCGAUCGAUCUCGCCGCGGAAAGCCCUGGCCGUCUGAG